This is a messenger RNA of Verticillium dahliae VdLs.17, 1185 nucleotides long. Its product is annotated as aspartate aminotransferase. Bases 1 to 1185 code for a protein of 394 amino acids. Lineage: Eukaryota; Fungi; Ascomycota; Sordariomycetes; Glomerellales; Plectosphaerellaceae. Gene Ontology annotation, molecular function: catalytic activity; pyridoxal phosphate binding. The transcript has a single exon. The record is from RefSeq and is a predicted model, not a curated record. Gene Ontology annotation, biological process: biosynthetic process.
AUGGUCCGCCUCGCCCCCUUUGAAGUCGAGAGAUGGAUGGAUGAGUAUGAGAGGACGCCUGGCGUCAUCAACAUCGCCGAGACCUGUGCCGCCUCUAUUUCUAUCGAUGAGCUCGUCGCGCUCUCCGAAGACAAGUCAGGCAAGAGCCCCAUCGACACCUCGACAUGUCUUGUCUACGGCGCCAUUCCCGGCUCCGAGGCCCUCCGCAGCAACAUUGCCUCCCAGCAUGAGAAUCUCUCGUCCGAGAACGUGCUCAUCACGCAGGGUGCCAUCGCCGCCAACUUUCUGACCCUGUACGCCCUCGUUGGCCCCGGCGACCACGUCAUCUGCGUCUACCCUACCUACCAGCAGCUCUACAGCGUGCCCCGGAGCCUGGGCGCCGACGUCACCCUCUGGAAGCUGACGGCCGAGAACGGCUUCGUGCCGGACGUCGCGGAGCUCGAAGCCCUCGUCCGGCCCAACACGAAGAUGAUCAUCAUCAACAACCCCAACAACCCGACGGGCGCUUCGAUCCCGCGCUCCGUGCUCGCAGCCCUCGCCGCCACGGCGCGCGCGCGAGACAUGACCAUCCUCUCCGACGAAGUCUACCGCCCGCUCUUCCACGCCCUCCACGACGACGCCGGCGCCGCCGUGCCCCCGUCCAUCACAGGCCUCGGCUACGACAAGGUCAUCGCCACAGGCUCCAUGUCCAAGGCCUACGCCCUCGCCGGCCUCCGCAUCGGCUGGGCCGCGUCGCCGAGCGCCGCGCUGCUCGCCCGCCUCGCCUCGGCCCGCGACUACACCACCAUCAGCGUGUCGCGGCUCGACGACCAGGUCGCCGCCUACGCGCUGGCGCCGCCCGUGCGCGCGCCGCUGCUGCGCCGCAACGUCGCCCUCGCGCGGACGAACCGCGCCCUCGUCGAGGCCUUUGUCGACGCCCACGCCGGCGUCUGCAGCUGGGUGCGCCCGAGCGCCGGCACGACGGCGUUUCUGCGCUUCGAGAGGGACGGCGCGCCCGUGGAUGACGUGGCGUUUGCCAGGGACGUGCUGGACAGGACAAAGGUCUUCUUCGUGCCGGGGUCCAAGUGUUUUGGCGACGGUGGGGAUUUCAAGGGCUAUGUGAGGAUUGGGUAUGUGUGUCACACGGAGGUGUUAAAGGAGGGGCUCGAGAAGCUGGGCGGAUAUCUGGAGGCGCAUUUCAAAUAG